Messenger RNA from Dentiscutata heterogama, 157 nucleotides. The record is from the annotation of a GenBank genome assembly. NCBI's taxonomy places the organism in Eukaryota, Fungi, Glomeromycota, Glomeromycetes, Diversisporales, Gigasporaceae.
AUGGGUAAAACUGCUAAGCUUGAUACUGCAAAACAUAUAUUAUUUUUAAAAUUGAAAGCUAGUAGUAAAGCACCUCAGUUUGAAACUGAAAAAGCUGCUGUGCAGCCUAGUGGAUGUAUUGGCUCUUUAUCAACUUAUUUAUCUUACUCUUCUGAAG